Megalobrama amblycephala (Wuchang bream) is the source of this 1424-nucleotide messenger RNA. RefSeq names its product transmembrane p24 trafficking protein 6 (gene tmed6). Gene Ontology annotation, biological process: intracellular protein transport; endoplasmic reticulum to Golgi vesicle-mediated transport; Golgi organization. The transcript is spliced from 4 exons. Bases 425 to 1162 code for a protein of 245 amino acids. The record is from RefSeq and is a predicted model, not a curated record. NCBI's taxonomy places the organism in Eukaryota, Metazoa, Chordata, Actinopteri, Cypriniformes, Xenocyprididae. Gene Ontology annotation, cellular component: COPII-coated ER to Golgi transport vesicle; endoplasmic reticulum; endoplasmic reticulum-Golgi intermediate compartment.
AUGUUUAAAGAACAAUAACUGUAUAUGAAAAAAGGAAAAAUUAGGAGAUAUAUAGUAAAAUAUAUUGUAAAAUAAUAAUUUUAUUAUUAUUGUAUUGAAGAAGUAAUUUUUGUAUAUAAACGGUGGAGAUUUUACAUUGUUACUGCAACAGAGAAAUAGCUAAUUCAUUUUAAAAUUAAAUUUAAGUACAGCAGGUAUUGGGAAUCAAAAUUGUACUGUAAAAACAAAUGUUUCUAGGCACUUCAGAGAUGUUUUCCAGAACACCUGUGGACUAACUUGGAUUUUCCCACCUGUAAAGGGCAGAACAAUUUUCCAGCCACACGUCAGACUCAAAGUUAAUCAUCAUCAGAAACUUCAGUGCUUUCAGAAACUAAACAGGUCUCCGGUUUCAUUAGCUUUUUGCCAGUCAUAUUUCAAAUCUGAAAUGUUACAGAAUGGCAUUUAUCCUGUUUGGCUUCUGUUAUUGUUUGGGUUGGGCAACAGUGGAGCAUUGAAAGACCCUCAUCCAGAACUAUCGGAUCAGGAUCUUUUCUGGGGAGCGGAUCAGUAUGACUUUGCCAUCAUGCUGCGUGCCGCAGAUCUCCAGUGCUUCUGGCACUUUGCUCACUAUGGUGAACGCUUCUACUUACACUUCAUGGUCCAGCUGGUGACUGGUGUGGCCCUUGAUAGACAUCUGUCUGUGACUGUUAAUGCUCCGAGCGGAUUAAUAGUCGGCAGAGCUGACGAUGCAAGUGGUCAGAUUGCAUUCCGUGUUGAGGAGACUGGUUUUUAUCAGAUGUGCUUCAGCAAUUUCCACAAUCGCUUUGGGAGCAUGCAGGUUUUCCUGAACUUUGGUGUGUAUUACGAGGGACAAGAGGAGAAAAAGGAAGAAGAGAAGAAAAAGAAAGAAGAGGAUAUGAAACAGAUAAACAGUACCUUGUUCUUCAUUGAGGAGAGCAGCACCAGACUGCAGAAGUUUGUCUUCCACAUGUGGCGUCACUACAACUACGAGCGAAUGAGACGAGGAGCUGAUUUCUACCUGCUUCAGUCCAACUCCACUUAUGUGAACAUCUGGUCUGCUGUCCAGAGUCUCGUCAUCAUCACUGCUGGAUACCUGCAGCUCAGCUUCCUCAAGAGGCUCUUCAAAAGCAAACCAGCAGAGGGCGACAAACCCCGCUGUUAACGAACUCUAGACCUGUGACUGUUUCACCUCCAUUUAUAACCUGAUCUUAAAAAAUUCAUACAUGGCUGAUUCUUCAACAUUAGAAUUGUUUUAUUGUAUAAUGGGUUUAUUUUUUGUUAUAUCAAGGCGCCAUUUUAACUUUUUUUUUUUUUUUUAAUUCUUUUCAAAUGCUUUUUAUGCAGAGAUUUCUUUAUUUUGCCCUUGUCCCAGAAAGAGACUUUAGAAUAUUAAAGGUUAAAUUCACCCAAAAAUGAAAAUUCUG